UUCGCUGUAGUGUGGUUGUCAUGUCAUUCGGUCCGUCUAUUGAAUAACGCGAUAGAUGAAUGGAAAAUAAUUAACAUCAUCACAGCGAAGCAUAAAUUCGAUCUAUCGCCGUGAAAACUACAACCUCGAGAGAGCCUACAAAGGAUUAUACCCUCGACGAACGCUCCAACACACCGCCAUGAUCGAUGUGGGAAACAAAGAUGGCGGAAUAAUACGGUGAUCGUGACCAAAAGUCGUCGAGUGCGGUAGUUAUGUGCGACGGUGGGCGGCGCUCGGCGCGGUGUCGGGGCGCCUGAGCGAGCACGCGCGGUAUGGCCCGGCCGGGGUGAUGCCGCCGCGGCCAGCGGUCGGCCGCGCGGCUAUGGCGGCGGAGGAAGACCGUCCGCCGCUCCAACUGUUCACGGCCGUGUACGACUACGCGGCGCAGGGCGAGGACGAGCUCUCGCUGCGCCGGGGGGAGAUCGUCGAGGUGCUGUCGAAGGAUGCCACCAUCUCGGGCGACGAGGGCUGGUGGACGGGGAAGAUCGGCGACCGCGUCGGGAUCUUCCCGUCCGUGUACGUGACGGAGGAGGACCCGCUGGCGGUGAGCUCCGUGAUCGGCGACGUGGACCCGCCGCGCGUGUCGUUCUCGGAGCUCAAGUUGGAGGAGGUGAUCGGGGUGGGGGGCUUCGGCAAGGUGUACCGUGGGUACCUCAAUGAUGAGGUGGUGGCCGUGAAGGCGGCGCGCCAGGACGCCAACGAGGACAUCGAGAUAAUAAAGGAGAAUGUGCUGCAGGAGUCGAAACUGUUUUGGAUGUUGCAGCACGAGAACAUAGUGUCGUUGAAAGGUGUGUGCCUGGAGGAACCCAAUUUGUGUUUAGUGAUGGAAUAUGCCCGCGGGGGGCCCCUGAACAGGGUGCUCUCGGGGCGGAAGAUCCGCCCGUGUAUACUGGUGGACUGGGCGAUUCAGGUGGCACGGGGCAUGGCGUACCUGCAUGUGGAUGCGCCCAUCUCCCUCAUACACCGGGACCUCAAGAGCUCUAAUGUACUGCUGAGCGAGGCGAUCCUGCCGGACGACACGCUGGAGGACAAGACGCUCAAGAUCACGGACUUCGGUCUGGCGCGCGAGGUGUACAAGACCACGCGGAUGUCGGCGGCGGGGACGUACGCGUGGAUGCCGCCGGAGGUGAUAAAGAACUCUACAUUCUCCCAUGCGUCGGACGUGUGGUCAUACGGCGUGCUGCUAUGGGAGUUGCUGACGGGAGAGACGCCGUACAAGGGGAUAGAUGCGCUGGCGGUGGCGUACGGAGUAGCGGUGAACAAGCUCACCCUGCCCAUACCCAGCACGUGUCCCGAGUCGUGGAGGGUGCUGAUGGAAGCGUGCUGGCACAGCAACCCUCGCGAGCGGCCUCUCUUCCCCGAGAUCCUGGUGCAGCUGGAGCGGAUCAGGCAGUCGGAGUUCACGCGCGCGCCGCACGAGAGCUUCCACACCAUGCAGGACGGCUGGCGGCUCGAGAUCGAGGAGGUGCUCCGGGAUCUCAGGAGGAAGGAGAAGGAGCUGAGGUGUCGGGAAGAGGAACUAACCCGGGCGCAGCUGCAGCAGCGGCUGGUGGAACAGAACCUCGCGCAGAAGGAGAGAGAGUUGGAGAUGAGAGAGAUCGACCUGGCGGCGAGAGAGUUGCACAUACUGAUAUUCGCGAGCAACAUGUCGCAUACGCAACCGCCGCAGCCCAAUAAGAGAAAGGGCAAGUUCAGCAAGAUCAAGCUGCUGAAGAAGGACACCAUCUCGUCACCGCUGGACUUCCGGCACACGCUCACCGUCCGGCCGUCGGACGACGACGCCAGCGUCAAGCAGCUCGUUGCCGUCGCCACCGACACGCCGCCCGGCUCGCCAGCCAUCAUGCGGGCCAUCGCGCUGCCCGCGGACGGCGUGAAGGGCAAGACGUGGGGCCCCUCGACCGGCCACCAGAAGGCGCGAGCCCACCUCCCCCUGCCGGCGCUGAGGCCGCGCGCGCACCGCCCCUCCACCUCCGCGCCGCACCUCCCCCCCGCGAGACCCCCGCCGCACCGCCCGCUCAACGCUGGUUGUUUUCUGUCUUCAGACUUCAGUCCGGACGAUUGGGGCCCGGAGUUUCCGCUCAGUGGCUCCCGUUAUACCAUACCUAUGCCGACGCUGUAUAGUACUGAAGGCUACAAGUUCAAGAAGCCUAGUAUAAUCGAGCUGGUGCUGUACAACAUAGCGGCGCUGCUCGGCGGCGUGGCGGCCGGCUACGACGUGCGAGUGUCCAACGUCAGCCCGCUGCAUCCCACGCUGCAGCCCCACAGGGCGGAGGUCGAGCCGGAGCCGCUCAGCACGACGAUAUACGAGGGUUACGGGUACGCGCACAACACCUACCAUGGCCCCACGAGACACCUGCGCGCGCCGCUCAACUCCAUCACCGGCUCGCCUAUAUCGAGCGUGCAAGUAGAGGACGCGCGGCCGCUACGCUUCACGGAUUCCCCGCUCGGCCCCUCCUCCUCGUCGGGUUACGGGCACUCCGCCCCUCCCCUCUCCUCCCCCUCGCUCGCCGACCUCUACCACAACUACCGAGACCACUUCCCGUCCUCGACGUACUCGAGAUACGACGAGGAGUACCGACACGACGAGAGACGACAGGACUACGCCUCCCCGACGUACUCGAGAUACGACGAGGAUUAUCACGCCGAGAGGCGAGACGACAGGCGACGAGAGGAGUUCCGCACGCCGCUCACGGAGUAUAGGACGCCGGACUACUCGCUGCCGAGGGAUUUCUACAGAGAGGAACCGGAGCGACCGGCGAAUUUGGAGUUGGCGCCGACGAGGUUAAGGAGCAGCCUCAAAAAGCACAAGAAGUCAUCGAGUAGUUCCGUCGGUUCCGGCGCGGGGACUCCCCCGGACAGCCUGCCGAGCGAGAGCGACAGCUCGUACGCGUCGGCCCGCGACAGCGCGCGCGUGAGGUUCAGCCCCGGAGCCCCGCCGCGCCGCUCGUAGCCCCGGCCUACCCGGUUCCCACAUUACCUUGUUUAGAGUCGGCUGGGUCAGGGUUGCCAACUGCCUAGUUGCUAAUAAGGGCUGCUAAGUGCCAGAUUAUUAUAAAAGAUUGCAGUGUUUACAUGUCAAAAAGCGCUAACUUGUAUCUCGAAUCUUUUACAAAAUAUGGCCGCGCGCCCAUUGCGAAUUUUUGUAGCGAUGCAGUCGCAUAUUUGCCUCGAUACAGUCGCGAUGCAGUCGCUAGCUGUGUGUCCUGUAUGGUGUUGCAAAUGCGACUAACGCGCAUUAGUAGUGAUGCAGUCGUGCGCUUCAUAAACGCGCGACUGCAUCGCUACUAAAAGUCGCAGUGGGCGAAGGCCCUAAAUCUAUCGUGCUUUAUUCUAUCAAGUCUGCCACAAAAUUGUAUUCUCACGAAAUGUGAUAACCGACACUAACAUUUUUAACGAGAAUAUUGUUUAAAAUGAAAGUGGCUGGAUCUUAUAUGAAUAAUCAAGUAGACUCAAGAUACUGUGCACUGCAGUUAGCUAUACUGCAGUAUACACACUUAAAUGCAGUUGGCGACUCUGUCUAGUUAACUCCCUCUCCCUAAUUAGCAAUGCACCUUUAGCUCCCGACUUUCCUUUGUCCUAAAAGAUGACCGGGUUUAAGCACGCUUAUAAUGUAUUGUGUUCUGCGUAUUACUCGAAAAUUAAUAUACUGUAUUUAUAAGUAAAUAUGUAAGGUUAGUUGGGGCAAGACAGGUUUCAUACUUUGGCUCUCAAGAAGAAUUCUGUCCAUGUCAGUCAAGCAGUAAAAGUUAUUUUGGGGUUACUAAUUAGUUAUUAUUAUGUCUUUAAGUACAUUGUGGGAUUUUUUUAUUUUGCACUUUGUAUCAUAAUAAAAUAAAAAUUACUUAUAACCUUUAUGCCCCAACUAAUAAUAUUCCCGCUGCGUUUAAAAGCAUUUUAAUUUACACAUUCAUUAAUUCAUUGAUCAUUUUGAAUAUCAAUAAAAACUAUCAUUUAGCUUUAGUAAAAAUGUAAAGGACCAAAUGUUGAGAUUGUGGUUCUCUAAUGAUAACUUGAUGUUGCAAGGACAUUCCUUUUUUAAAUUGAGUAAUAUUUUUUUACCUUUUCUGCUUUAUAAGUCUCACUUACCUCUAGUCUUUUGAAAACAGGCAGCUUUUUCUCAGCUACAUUUAUAUGGCUUAUUUCUAUUAGUUUGAGAGUGGUCUGUAUUUUAUUUAGUCGAAGCUCAUUUGCAUAUUUAUUUUAAAGAUGUGUUCAUUUUGUUUAAGUGUGAUCGAGUAUUGAAUGAAGUAUUAAACGAAAUUAAUAUCGGACGACUGGUUCCCUGUAAAUAUAUCGCAAUGCUAUUGAAUAUCAAUAAUGGUGCUCUACCAUACACGUAAAUUCCUAACAUUUUAACGAUAAGGUGUUGCAUAUUUUUCGAAAAUUUAAAAUGUAACUCGACUAACGAUUCGCAAUAAUCGCGUAAUACAAACCUACUUUAUACUAAUGCUGUUUGGGCGCACUAAGUCUGUAUUCAUGUGGGCCCAUAACCUAGCACAAUUGACAAGACGCCAAGUCAACAAAAUUACCGUCUACUAGUAAUUUUGAAGAUUUCUUCAUCGCGCUCUCUGUAAACAUUCUCACGUCGCGUCAAAUUGUGCUGUAGCGUUCGUGUAAACCGGGGUUUAACGUAGAUAAUUAUUAUUUAAGCGGCAUCAUAGAGCAUGUACAAAUGUAUAUAACACGCCCUGUACAAGCUUCGUUUUAUUUAUCCGCCAUUUUGUUGUAUACAGAUUUUUGUUUUAUAUAUUAUACAUUAUUUUUGUUAAACUAUACAUAGUACAAAUAUAUUUUAAGAUCGAAUUCAUUUUCUAAUCAUGUGUAUAGACUAACAUAACUUAAGGUUACAUUUUGUACAAACGGAUUAGAUAUUUUUUACUAAAUCGUGUAGCCGUAGGCAGCUUUCCCGUUGUAGGUGUAGCGGUCGACGACGUAACUGAUAUUGCUAUCGUGUAAAUCAUUUUUUACCCGACCGACUGUAAUUAGGGCCUAGUAUUGUUAUACCUAGAAUGUGUUCUACCUCAGAAUAGAGAAAAAAAUUAGACAAAUUAUAAAAAAAAGUAGAUAACGAUAACAAUCUUUGUGAUUUAACUUAAGUCACACCUGUAUCGCAAUAAUUACAAAUACGUUACUCGAUUUAAUAUAAAAAUACUAUAACAAUUUUGGGGUAGAAUGCGUUCAGCGCCAUCUAUCGAGCGAGCUGGCGACCGACAUUCGACACGCUUGAACUGUACGCGAUCGAAAUUAUAUAAACGUAAGAUGUAUAUCGGUAUCGAAUUAAUUAGCUUUGAUAUUAUUAGCGAAGAAACCAGUGCCUAAAAUUGCGGGAACGGUUUAUGAGAUUUUGCCAUGGGAGAUGUCGUCGGAGAGUUUUAAGAAUUAUUUUAUCCGAUGUAAGGCCAGGCCAGUAGUUGCGUUGUAUAUUUUUGUUUAUUUUAUUUACUGUGCAAUAAUUUGUAAUUUGUUUGCGUCCAUUUUAUUUUAUUUCUAAAUUCGUCGUGAAUGUGACAGUAUUAUGCAGUAUUGACUUGUAUAUUGCGGGUGUUGUGUAUGUAUAUCGUGUAAUAUACGCGAGUGCCAAUUUCGGACUCGGUCGAGUCGAAUCUCUCAUAUCGUGUGUCACAAAUCGGUUGGAUUUGUUGUAUUAAUUGUAUAUAUUUUCACGGCGGUAUACUUAUAAAAAACUCUAGUCUUUUUAUGAUUUAAUUUUACUCUGGCUGAUUUUUGUAUAUAGACCGCGUGGUCGUCAUUCCGAUGUGUUCCUUACAUUCCGUAUCGAGGGUCCGACGGAGCCCUAGGGCUCCCGGUGAGGUUGGUUUUGUGUGCCAAUUGCAGGAGUUGGUAGGAUGCCUUACGUCUGUAUGUGAAACCGACAAAUAAAAAAUAGAUUAAGCUUUUUA
Messenger RNA from Aricia agestis (brown argus), 5939 nucleotides. RefSeq names its product mitogen-activated protein kinase kinase kinase (gene slpr). The transcript has 12 exons. Gene Ontology annotation, molecular function: protein binding; JUN kinase kinase kinase activity; ATP binding. Gene Ontology annotation, biological process: protein phosphorylation. The record is from RefSeq and is a predicted model, not a curated record. Lineage: Eukaryota; Metazoa; Arthropoda; Insecta; Lepidoptera; Lycaenidae. The coding region runs from base 329 to 2989 and encodes 886 amino acids.